This is a messenger RNA of Populus nigra (black poplar), 3201 nucleotides long. RefSeq names its product coatomer subunit gamma. Gene Ontology annotation, cellular component: Golgi membrane; endoplasmic reticulum; COPI vesicle coat. The transcript is spliced from 18 exons. Gene Ontology annotation, molecular function: structural molecule activity. NCBI's taxonomy places the organism in Eukaryota, Viridiplantae, Streptophyta, Magnoliopsida, Malpighiales, Salicaceae. The record is from RefSeq and is a predicted model, not a curated record. Gene Ontology annotation, biological process: endoplasmic reticulum to Golgi vesicle-mediated transport; intracellular protein transport; intra-Golgi vesicle-mediated transport. Bases 165 to 2822 code for a protein of 885 amino acids.
ACUCUUAUCAGAUUAAACCCGCUCCUCUUCAUAGCUCAAUACACACAGAGGGCAGAGCAAAUAACAGAGAGAUAGAGAGAGAGCACUCUCUUCUAAAAUUUCACUUGUGCCUUCUUAGUGAGACAAUAAAUCACAGAUCCUGCAAUUUAAUAACGUAAUUAGCGAUGGCACAGCCUCUCGUGAAAAAAGACGAUGAUCGCGACGAUGAAGCGGAGUACUCUCCUUUUUUGGGUAUUGAGAAGGGAGCUGUUCUUCAGGAAGCUAGGGUUUUUAAUGACCCUCAACUUGAUCCGAGAAGAUGCUCACAGGUUAUUACAAAGCUUCUUUAUCUAUUGAACCAGGGAGAUUCCUUCACCAAGGUCGAAGCCACAGAAGUUUUCUUUUCUGUGACAAAGCUUUUCCAGUCAAAAGAUUUAGGUCUGAGGAGAAUGGUUUAUUUGAUUAUAAAGGAAUUAUCGCCAUCAGCUGAUGAGGUUAUUAUUGUGACAAGCUCCCUAAUGAAGGACAUGAAUAGCAAGACUGAUAUGUAUCGAGCAAAUGCCAUUCGUGUGCUUUGUCGGAUAACAGAUGGAACCCUUCUUACCCAGAUUGAGCGAUAUCUGAAACAAGCAAUCGUUGACAAGAAUCCAGUGGUUGCCAGUGCAGCCUUGGUCAGUGGGAUUCAUUUACUCCAGACGAACCCAGAGAUUGUGAAAAGGUGGAGUAAUGAGGUUCAAGAAGCUGUACAGUCAAGGGCUGCCCUAGUACAAUUUCAUGCACUGGCUUUGCUCCAACAGAUACGACAGAAUGAUCGACUUGCUGUUAGCAAGUUGGUUACCAGUUUGACUAGGGGAACUGUUCGCUCACCACUGGCUCAAUGCCUUUUGAUACGCUAUACUAGUCAGGUUAUUCGUGAGUCUAGCACACAAACAGGGGACCGUCCUUUCUAUGAUUUUCUGGAGAGUUGUCUGCGCCAUAAGGCAGAAAUGGUGAUAUUUGAGGCUGCCAGAGCAAUUACAGAGCUCAGUGGCGUGACAAGCCGAGAACUGACUCCAGCCAUUACUGUUCUCCAGCUCUUCUUGAGCUCUUCCAAGCCUGUGCUGAGAUUUGCAGCUGUCCGCACUUUGAACAAGGUGGCAAUGACCCAUCCGAUGGCUGUCACUAACUGCAACAUCGAUAUGGAGAGUUUAAUUUCAGACCAGAACAGAAGCAUUGCCACUCUUGCAAUCACCACUCUACUGAAGACUGGAAAUGAAUCAAGUGUGGAUCGCUUGAUGAAGCAGAUAACAAAUUUCAUGUCAGAUAUUGCUGAUGAGUUCAAAAUUGUUGUUGUGGAAGCCAUAAGGUCACUGUGUUUGAAGUUUCCCUUGAAGUACAGAUCAUUGAUGAACUUUUUAAGCAACAUUCUCAGGGAGGAAGGAGGAUUUGAGUACAAAAAGGCUAUUGUAGAUUCAAUUGUGAUCCUCAUCAGAGAUAUCCCUGAAGCAAAAGAAAGCGGUUUGCUUCAUUUGUGUGAAUUUAUUGAAGAUUGUGAAUUUACCUAUCUAUCCACACAGAUACUCCAUUUUCUGGGGAUUGAAGGCCCAAAGACCACUGAUCCGAGCAAAUAUAUUCGCUAUAUCUACAACCGUGUGCAUCUUGAGAAUGCUACUGUUCGGGCUGCUGCUGUGAGCACUCUGGCUAAAUUUGGUGCCAUGGUUGAUGCAUUGAAGCCUCGUAUUUUUGUCCUGUUGAGACGUUGUAUCUUUGACAGUGAUGAUGAGGUUCGUGAUAGGGCAACACUUUAUCUCAACACACUUGGAGGUGAUGGUGAAGUGGUUGAAACUGAUAAAGAAGUUAAGACUUUUCUCUUUGGAGACCUGGAUAUUCCCCUAGUGAAUUUGGAGACAAGUUUGAAAAAUUAUGAACCUUCUGAGGAGCCUUUUGAUAUUCAUUCUGUUCCAAAAGAAGUUAAGUCUCAGCCACUUGUUGAGAAGAAAGCCCCAGGCAAAAAGCCAGCUGGUCUUGGAGCUCCUCCAGCUGGUCCUCCAUCUACUGUUGAUGCUUAUGAAAGGCUUCUUUCUUCUAUUCCAGAAUUCUCAAACUUUGGGAAGCUUUUCAAGUCCUCAGCUCCUGUGGAGCUCACAGAAGCAGAAACAGAAUAUGCAGUUAAUGUUGUGAAGCACGUAUUUGAUAGGCAUGUGGUGUUCCAGUACAACUGCACCAACACAAUUCCUGAGCAACUACUGGAAAAUGUCUCUGUUAUUGUGGAUGCUUCAGAAGCAGAUGACUUUGCAUAUGUAGCAUCCAAGCCUUUACGAUCUCUUCCUUAUGAUACACCUGGACAAACCUUUGUGGCAUUUGAGAAGCCUGAGGGUAUUACAGCAGUUGGAAAGUUUACAAACAUGUUGAGGUUCAUUGUUAAAGAGGUUGAUCCAAGUACUGGUGAGGCAGAGGAAGAUGGUGUUGAGGAUGAAUACCAACUAGAGGACCUUGAAGUUGUGGCAGCAGAUUUCAUGAUGAAGGUUGGAGUCUCCAAUUUCAGGAAUGCUUGGGAAAGCAUGGGAGAAGAUUUUGAGCGUGUGGAUGAAUAUGGUCUUGGUCCAAGGGAGAGCUUGGCCGAAGCUGUUAGUGCUGUCAUCAACCUUCUUGGCAUGCAGCCUUGUGAGGGAACAGAGGUUGUCGCAACCAAUUCAAGGUCACACACGUGUCUACUCUCUGGUGUAUCCUUAGGCAAUGUGAAGGUUCUUGUACGGUUGCAGUUUGGAAUUGAGGGUUCAAGGGAUGUUGCGAUGAAGCUGUCUGUUAGAUCCGAGGAUGAAGCCAUUGGUGAUGCCAUUCAUGAGAUUGUAUCAUGCAGCUAAGGUGUCAGUCCAGUGAUUGUUCCUCUUUCUACUCAGGAGGCUAUUUGUUUUUGUUCCACAGGUGAGGUCAGGGGCAGAUUGCUGUAAUAUCAGUUAAAGCUCUCUUCAUACAAAGAGUUGCAAGUCACGGGGAAGGGAAGUUAGGCUUGCAGGAGACUGUAUUUGCUUUUAAGUUGAGCAGAGCUUUUCUCGUCAUUUUUUAAAGCUAGCAAAAGUCAUUCUUGUGUCAUGCAAAUCAGGUCCAUUAGGAAGAUACUUUUCCUCUUGUUUUCUUUUUUUUUUUUCCUGAAAAUUCUUAUGUGUAAGAUUCCAUCAAGUAUCAAUCUUGCUUGGUAUAUACUUUUUGCCAUAAUACGGGACGAAUUUUUGGGGUUGAUUA